Molecule: messenger RNA, 2745 nt
Organism: Chroicocephalus ridibundus (black-headed gull)
Lineage: Eukaryota; Metazoa; Chordata; Aves; Charadriiformes; Laridae
Gene: CDKN2C
Product: cyclin dependent kinase inhibitor 2C
Exons: 3
Coding region: 729-1232 (167 amino acids)
Biological process (GO): regulation of G1/S transition of mitotic cell cycle; regulation of cyclin-dependent protein serine/threonine kinase activity; negative regulation of cell population proliferation
Cellular component (GO): cytoplasm; nucleus
Molecular function (GO): cyclin-dependent protein serine/threonine kinase inhibitor activity; protein kinase binding
Source: RefSeq, a predicted model, not a curated record
GCUUCGUGUCCGUAGGAAACAGAAGUAGCGAUUGUUUGUGCUUAAAAAAGGGGGAGCGCAAAGUCGCGGGCGGAGGCAGCGACCGCGGACCGGCAAGUGCAGCUUCAUUUGGCGGAGCCGAAGGCGGAGGCGAGCGGCGGCUGUCACUGCGCGCCCCAGCGGAGCCGGGCCGGGGCAGCGGCGGGCACCGCGCAGCCCCUGCCCCCGCCCGAGCUCGCCCCCGGCUCCCCGGCCGGGGACAGAGGGGCGGCUGUCGCCGGGAGCGGCGGCGGGGCCCCGGGCGGGCGGCGGAGACGGCCCCGCUCCGCGGAUCCUCCGCGCCUUGAGCGCGGGCGGCGGUUCGCGGCAGCCGCCCCCCCCACACCCCGCCGCCGCCCGCGGACCCGCCGCCCUCCUGGAUGCUCCGGAGCCGCUGCCGCCGGCGGGGACGGCCGCCGGCCGGGAUCGCUCCCGCGGAGGCUGCGCGGGUCGGCGGGAGUGAAGCUGCUGCUGCGGGAAGCGAGAGCGCCGAGGGAGCGAGCUGGGCGGCCGGGGCAGCCGCCGCCCCGGGCCCUCCGCGGGCGCGGAUCGUCCUUCUCGUCCCUGCUGGGCCCGGACUAGAGGCGGCGGUGUGGGAUGAAAGGGGGGAUGCCGAGCGGGAGUGGAUGCACACUGCUACAGAAGACUUUUCCUCCGAGCCGUUGCUGCUAAAGUCCCAGAUCCCGACUGUGAACAGGUCACCCUAAAGAAUGGCCGAGCCUUCUGGGAACGAGCUGGCGUCCGCGGCUGCCAAGGGGGACCUAGUGCAACUUACUAAUUUGUUGCAAAAGAAUGUAAACGUCAAUGCACAAAAUGGAUUUGGGAGGACUGCGCUGCAGGUGAUGAAACUCGGGAACCCCGAAAUUGCCAGGAGGUUGUUAAUUAACGGUGCAGACCCCAAUCUGAAAGACAGUACUGGCUUCGCUGUAAUUCAUGAUGUAGCCAGAGAGGGUUUUCUGGACACUUUGCAGACUCUGGUGGAGUUUAAAGCUGAUGUUAACAUUGAGGAUAACGAGGGCAACCUGCCCUUGCACUUGGCGGCCCGGGAGGGGCAUGUGCGGGUGGUGGAGUUUCUGCUGGAGCGCAGGGAGUGCAACGUGGGCCACCAGAACAAGCGGGGGGCCACCGCCUACGACCUGGCCAAGCUCUACAACAGAUCCGCCGUGGUGAAGCUCUUGGAGGACAGCAGCUUAUUCGCGGAAAACAUGAAUUAAAUCCAGCUCGGACGUGCUCUCCUUUGGACUUAAGGCUUUCAGCCUUCUUUUUUUUUUCCUUCCCCCCCCCCCCCCGCCCCCCCCUCCUUUUUAACAACAUGUGUUGCAACCUUACUUCUAAUUUUUUUUUUUUUUUGGACAGCUGGUAGUAUGAAUCUCAAGAAAUUCUAGAGGUGGGUUUUUAGAUAAUGGAAGUGUUUUAAAUCCAUGCUCCCAGCAAUUUCUUGCCAUUUACUCAGCCGUGUCUAUGUUCGUUGCUCAUAUUUAGUUUUCCAGUAUCAAGUUUUACAAUUUAUUUUAGGUUAUUCGUAUUAAGUCAUUAAUACAAAAGCUACAUAUUCACAUGCUUAAUGUUGCUGGACUUUUUAAGGAAAAAAAAAUAGCUUACUGUGAUUUCUCCCUCCCUCAACCUCUCUCCCCCCACCCCUCCUUAAGAUUUUAAAGUCCUGUUUUGGAUUAAACCAGCUUUUUAAGGGAUAACCUGCAACUCCCUGCUCAGGCAGAGCUUGAAGGCAAAGGCUCUUGGCCUGAGGACAGAGGAUGGCGUUUAGAGGCUUAGGGAAAUAGCUGCAUUUUGACACUAACAAGAGCUUGUAGAAGUAGGUCACUUACUUUCUAAAUGUAGAUGACACUUUCUCCUUUUGUGUAUUUAAACUUUCACCAAGCUGGUUUUGAAUUUAGUUACCAGAAACAACGUGAGUGGUGUUUUUUUUGAUUGCCAGAGGUUUUAAACAGCUCAGUUUAGUAGUUCGUGUUUACUGUGCACUGAACAAGACGUUUUUUCUAGUUUCAAAAUAAGCAGCAGAGAACCACUGUCAGAGGCAGGAGAACACGAAGGCUGCAAUGCAACAAGUUUUCUGGUCGCUUCAUAAACCGAGUGCAGUUUAGAUGCUCUUUAAGAAAUACUUGCUUUCCACCGACUACUCUGUUUUGCCUGGAAAUAAACUAUUUUAAUGAUAGACGCAUCUCACAAGACAGGGAUGUUUGAAUACAGUGACAUUUAGGAAGCAGCACGUUUGAUAUUCGGGAAGCUAUGCUAUUGCUUGCACCUAAAACGCAAUUUAACCAUUGAAAAUUUUCCAUUGCAACACAGUUGAGGGUAUUCAUGAGACCCAAUUUCCUUCACCGCUCCAGCUACAACAGGAGCUAACGACGCUCAGCACCGUUUCGGAAAGAGUUUGGGAGGAAACUUCUAACAUUUGUACAGGAUCUGGUUGUUGGACAGAUGGGCAGUAUAAAGUGCUUUAGUUUGGAUAGUCUAAAAUUUAAUUGCGCGAAAUAGAAGGGUUUAAAUCAAUGCAAAAUGAAUAGUACUUAAAAUAGGACUUAAAAGAGGAGGGGGUGUACCUUAGUUUAGGUUUUAACUCUUCAAAACAGAAAAGAUUUUAGCCCCACAAAAGCAGUUGCUACCGUUUUCGAGUAAAAAGUAAUUUGCUGAAACUGUCUGUCACGUUUAGUCUACGCUCUGUCACACUGCUGUGGUUUCUGAUUAAAAACCUCUGUGAAAUAUGAA